CCGGCGCUCAUUCAGCGAAAUCACUGGGCUUCACAGCAGACGCCCGAUAACUGUCCUGCCUGCAAACGUUGGAAGCAGAAGGAACCGAUACGUGUUUUUUUCUCAAGCGCUUACGAAAGCUCUAAAUGUCACUCGGUACAUCCAAGGAGCGAACGGCAUAUCUCGCACUCCUUGGCGAGGUUUUGCAGCGGCCUGGUCAUCACUAUAUUUAUCACCACGAGAUGGAGUACAGAAGUGAAAAAACAUUGCCGAUAAAGUCAAGUAUAGGCGCUGGGUUCACGGCACGAGCUUUUUACUACAACAAAGAUAAUCGGGGCAAAUCAGAGAUUAGUAUUUAUUAUAAGAGAGCUGCGCACUCGUGGUACAUAGAAAUGAAGUACGAAAACAGUAAAGUGUCUACUAUACAUAGAAGGGGAGAAUCCUUCAAUCGUUUUACUAUAUCUUCUGACGCCGAAGUAGCAAAGGACUCCUUCUACUCAUUCGCCGUUCAUUGCCUGGACGACGAACAUAUGGAGGGUUACAUAAACAAGACCUGGGUACAUAAAGGAAAUGUCGUCAAAAUCUCAGGUUACGAAUGGGACCUUACCCUCGAGAAUGAGCACCAAAAACUUCUCUCUGUACAUUUAACAUUUGAGGAUCCGCCAGCGGAACUAAAAGUAUCAGACUAUUGGGGGACGAAGUCAUACCUUAAAGACCACUGGGUUCCAACAGGAACCGUUGGAGUUUUCCAAUGUGUUUUAGUAGACAAAUCUGCAGAGCAUUGGUUAAAAAUUACUGAUGAAAAGGGCUAUGUACACCAAGUGGAGUUCCAAAGCGCUUCUUUGACGAAGGACUCUGAGCUCUGCUAUAAUAUACGCCUGUCACCCGUAGCAUACAUUGUAACUACUAGUUUUGACUACACCUCCCGGACCAUAUACGAAUAUAAAGGUGCCCAUUACAUAAAGGUGGAAUUCUCCCCUGCUGUGUACAUCAAGCGCUACGAUAUGAAAAUUCCAUACUUCACGCCUUAAUAGCCAUAGCCACAUCACUCGGAUGCUGGUCAACGUUUAAACAGAUUCAAUAAAAUUACCACUCGGUUCUGAAAACAA
Molecule: messenger RNA, 1088 nt
Organism: Dermacentor albipictus
Lineage: Eukaryota; Metazoa; Arthropoda; Arachnida; Ixodida; Ixodidae
Source: RefSeq, a predicted model, not a curated record